Messenger RNA from Penaeus monodon (black tiger shrimp), 2189 nucleotides. Its product is annotated as putative ammonium transporter 1. Gene Ontology annotation, molecular function: ammonium channel activity. The record is from RefSeq and is a predicted model, not a curated record. Lineage: Eukaryota; Metazoa; Arthropoda; Malacostraca; Decapoda; Penaeidae. Gene Ontology annotation, cellular component: membrane. Gene Ontology annotation, biological process: ammonium transmembrane transport; ammonium homeostasis.
GCGGCCUUGUGCGACCGCCGCCGACCAGUAGACUUCUACCCGUAGUGGCGAGUGAGCGCUUUAUCUCCGGGCGCCCUGGUGACUUGAAUGCCCGUGUAGAGAACGUCGGCGAUCCAAGAUGGCGGAGGAAUUAUCGGACUUUGAGGACCUCUUGGGCGGGGGAGGGAGUCCCGAAGGAGGAGAUAACGCUACCGCCAGAUUAGAGGAACUGAAGGUGGCGCUCGAGCACUUCCAGAGCAACACGGAUGUCUUCUUCCUCAUUACCAUGGGAACGAUCGUGUUCUUCAUCGGCGGCAUCUCGUACUGGCUCGUGGGCUACGCUCUGGCCUUCGGCGAGGGCAACAUGUUCUGCGGGACCGUCUACUGGGCCUCCGUCGGCGUCCCCGACGAGCGCCUCGCCUUCUGGUUCUUCCAGUUCGUGUUCGCCGCCACCUGCGCCACCAUCGUCUCGGGCUCCAUGGCCGAGAGGUGCGCCUUCAGCGCCUACUUCAUCUAUUCGAUCAUUUUAACAGCCUUCGUGUACCCCAUCGUGACCCACUGGGCGUGGACGCAGGAGGGCUGGCUGUCCACCCGCGGCUACCAGGACUUCGCAGGCUCCGGCGUCGUCCACCUGACGGGCGGCGUCGCAGCGCUCGUGGGCGCCAUCAUCCUCGGGCCGCGAAUCGGGCGCUUCGGGCCCAACGGGAGGGAGAUUCGAGGACAUUCGGUGCCGCUGGCCGCUCUGGGGGGCUUCAUCCUCCUGUUCGGCUUCCUGGCCUUCAACGGGGGCUCGCAGGCGUCCAUCAGCCAGGAGGGCGACGCGGCGGCGGUGGCCAAGUCCGUCGUGAACACCGUCAUCUCCGGCUGCUCCGCCGGCUCACUCUCACUCUCGCUCUCAGGCUCACUCUCACUCUCGCUCUCAGGAUCACUCUCACUUGCUCUCUCAGGCUCACUCUCACUCGUGUCCAUCUGUUCGGGAUGCAAUGUCAUGAGGCCGUGGUCAGCUUGCGUCACCGGAGUCAUAGCUGGCCCCGUCUUCCUCGCUUUCCACAAGUUGCUGCCGAAACUUAGAGUGGACGACCCUCUGGACGCCGUGGCCGUGCACAUGGGCGGCGGCGUGUGGGGGCUGGUGGCCGUGGCACUCUUCCAGGACGGUGGCAUCGUUUUCGGAGGCACACCCAUGAUCCUGGCGUGGAACAUGAUCGGGGCGCUGGCUAUCAUCGGCUGGUCGGGAGGAAUCUGCGUCGUCAUGUUCGGUAUCAUGAGGCUGUCCGGCUUGCUUCGAGUUCCUCCUGAGCUGGAAAUGCAGGGUAUGGACAUUGUGAAACAUGGCGAGCCUGCAUAUCCGGCCAAGUCUUGGGAGGAACACCAGUAUGGGGACAGCCUCUCGCAUUCAGGAAGAAACAAGUACUUGCCGCCCAACAUGAGCUCCCCUUGGUACCAGGGCUGGGUGGGGGGCGCCAUGCCCUCAUACGCUCCUUACGCCCCCUACUGGACCCUCCCAGGGCCUCAUCGCGGGGGACCAUACCCUCCGGCCCAGGACCCCUCCACCCUGCCUCGCCCCAACGGCAGGAGGAGCGAGUUCGCCGUGAGUGACGUCAACCAGCACUACGAAAUGGAGACGAAGGGAUACCCGCACCGAGGCAAGAGAUCGAGCGGCUAUUACAACGACGGCUUCGAGGAGGAGCAUUCGAAGAUGUGAUCGCGCCGUUGCCCUCCGAAACGUUAAUCAAAAUUGUCGUACUGCACUUUUUGUUUAGAUAUUCGAAUUCCGUUUUUUUUUUUCGUUCUCUUAAGAAGUUUGUUGUUGUGUAAGAAUGUAUGUACACGUUCGUAGUGUAGAUUGAACCGUCUACACGCACUUUUUAUUUUAGAAUAUUUAUAUGUGAAUGUCCGUGGAAGUACAAAAGAAUUACUGUAUUCUGAAGAGUGAUUGCAACUAAGCGCUUUUUUUGCGUGUAAUUAAAAUAUUCAGUUUUUGUACUAUAUGCAAGCAUGUAUUUACAUUUUAUCGUAGUUAGGUAUGAACAUUUACCUCAUUAAACUAAUAUAAAAAAACGAUAUAAAUAUUUAUAUAUAUCAAAAUAUGAGAUUGUACAUAUGCAGUAAGUCAUAUGAAAACUAGACUAUUUUAUAGACUUACCUCAUUACUGGCUAUAUUCUUUUAAUGUACUGAAAUAUACUAAGUUUUAAAAGGGUAUAAAACAUAA